Molecule: messenger RNA, 549 nt
Organism: Talaromyces proteolyticus
Lineage: Eukaryota; Fungi; Ascomycota; Eurotiomycetes; Eurotiales; Trichocomaceae
Exons: 2
Coding region: 1-549 (182 amino acids)
Source: RefSeq, a predicted model, not a curated record
AUGCAUUUCUCAAACAUUAUCCUUUUCGCUGCUGCUGCCACUGCUUGGACUGUUCCAGAGGGCACAACCAACGGUGUCUACUCUGUGAGCGUCAAUCAUCUGGGCGAGGAAGUCCACGAAAAGAUUGCCGAGCUCAAGCACCCAGACGACAUCAAAACUCCGGUUCGAAGCGCCAAAUUCCGCCGCCAGGGCCUUUCUGGUGCAAACCAUAUCUCAUGCUUCAAUGACAAUCUCGAUCCCCAGGACACUGAUGCCGCCAACAAGAACAUCGAUGACCAAUGCGGCGCCGGUGGCGAUCUCGCCAGCGGAAAAACUCAGAAUGGACGCGAUUUUUACGGCGUCUCCGGCGAUGUUGUGGCCUAUGUUUGCAACCUCUCAGCCAGCCCUGGCACCUGCUACUCCAGUGAGCGAGUAGACUCCAGCUCCAAGAUCACCGACCAGUGCGGCAAGUACCAGUCCGGUGAAGACGUCGUGCCAGAUCGCCAACUUACCUACGGCUAUCGUACCAAGGAUGCCAAGUUCUGCACCCGUGGAACUAAUGGAAAGUAG